CUCACAAUUUCUCAAAACUCUUUCUCCAAAACAAAACACAAUGUCAAAGAACGGUUCAAGAAACUGCUUAGGUUCAAUGGAAGACAUCAAGAAAGUGUUCCAAAGGUUCGACAAGAACAACGACGGGAAAAUCUCAAUAGACGAGUUCAAAGACGUGAUUGGUGCUCUCUCUCCCAAUGCUUCUCAAGAAGAGACCAAAGCUAUGAUGAAAGAGUUUGAUCUUGAUGGUAAUGGAUACAUAGACAUGGAUGAGUUUGUUGCUCUCUUCCAAGUAAAACAAGAUAAUGAUCAGAUCAAAGAUUUGAAAGAAGCUUUUGAUUUGUAUGAUUUGGAUCGUAACGGAAGGAUCUCGGCUAAUGAGUUGCACUCGGUUAUGAAGAAUCUUGGUGAGAAGUGUUCGAUUCAAGAUUGUAAGAGGAUGAUUAGUAAAGUUGAUUCUGAUGGUGAUGGUUGUGUUGAUUUUGAUGAGUUUAAGAAGAUGAUGUCUCAUGGUGGAGCUUGAUCAUGAAGUUAAUCUUUUUUUUUUUUUUCCUUUUUGUAAAUAUGGGAUUUUAUGAUUUCGUUAAACUAAUAAUUUUUAGGAAAUAAUUUAGGUUAAUUAGAAGUUUAAGUUUUUAGGUUUUAUUGAUUCAUAGAAGGAUCUCUCUAUGUUGCUUCUUGAAUGGUUCUGACCUAAUGUUAGGGGAAGUGUUGAUGACCUAAUUAUUAAUGGAUUUUUAAGUUUAUAAUAUAAGCUUUUUUUUUAGUUUGACAAUUAUGAA
Messenger RNA from Capsella rubella, 761 nucleotides. RefSeq names its product probable calcium-binding protein CML23. The record is from RefSeq and is a predicted model, not a curated record. Bases 41 to 502 code for a protein of 153 amino acids. Gene Ontology annotation, molecular function: calcium ion binding. NCBI's taxonomy places the organism in Eukaryota, Viridiplantae, Streptophyta, Magnoliopsida, Brassicales, Brassicaceae. The transcript has a single exon.